UAGAUGGCCCUGUGUACAUGCACAGUAGCAAAGGUAUACUGGGAAUCAGUGUAGAUGUUAACUCAUUUACCUUUGCUAAGGAUGAGGGCUCAGGUUAAGGCAUACAGUUCAGCCCGUUGUGCCGACCAUCCUUCCAGCAAGGCCUUGGCUUCCAGAACUUCGGUGGUUGUGGUUACUACAUAUCCUGUUCUUCGGCUGCCCUCUUGUAAAUAGCUGCUCCCAUCGCUGAACAGGGUGAUCUCCGGGCUUAUUAUAUAACCUGGUCUUGGAGGUCCAGGCAGUUGGCGUAGACUUCAUUCACUACUUCGGAACAGACAUGGUCGGGUUCUCCCUCCCCCAUGGGAAGGAAGGUGGCCAGGUUUAGUGUUUUUACUGCUUCAAGAGCGACCCUUGGGUUUUUGUAGAGAAGGCCUUGGUAUUGUGUCAGCCGAGAAUUGGAGAGGAGACGAUAUCCUUGGGUGCUCAUGAGGGACAUGACCGUGUGUGGGACCUUAACAUUAAGCAUUUGUCCCAGCGUGACUUUGUCUGCAACCUUGAUGAGCAGGACUGUGGCUGCCAGCACUCUGAGGCACGGUGGCCAUCCUGCAGCCACAGGAUCAAGUUUUUUUGACAGGCCACUGGCCAUUGCCAAGGCCCCAUACUCUGAGUGAGCACUCCAAGGGCUAUUUGUCCUUUUCAUGUACGAAGAAGUUAAAGGGUCUUUCUAUGUCAGGCAAACCCAGGGCUGGGGCUCAUCCCAGAGCCACUUUAUUUCUGUGAAAGCAGCUCUUGCCUUCUUAGUCCAUGCGAGGGGCCCCCAGUCUGGCCCUCCCAACAGGUCAUACAGGGGCCUCACUAUGGCUGAGAAUCCAGGAAUCCAAAUGCGACAGAACCCUGUGGCCCCUAAAAAUCCAUGCAAGCCUCAUUUUGUUUGGGGCUGUGGCAGUGUGGUGAUAACUUUCUUCCUUUCCGGUCCUAGUUCUCUUUUUCCUUUUGUGAGGAGGAAGCCUAAGUAUCAGACCUGCUGCUGACAAACCUGUGCCUUUUUUCCGAGAGGCCUGGUACCCCAAGUAGGACAGGAGCUGCAGGAGGGCCUUGGUACCUUUCAUACAGUCUUCUUGGGUGUCGCUGGCAAGGAGGAUGUCACCUACGUACUGGAGGAGGACACACCCUGUGGUUUCCCUCAGAAAGUCGGCGAGGUCUGCAGCUAGUGCUUCCCCAAAAAGAGUAGGCGAGUUCUUGAAACCUUGGGGAAGUCAUGUCCAGGUCAGCUGCAUCUGGCACCCUGUAACGGGCUCAGUCCAUUCAACGGCAAACAAUGGUUGACUUUGAGGAGCCAGGCGGAGGCAGAAGAAAGCAUCCUUUAGGUCGAGGCAUGUAAACCAUUUGGCUGACCCCAGAAUGUGUCUGGAGAGAGUAUAUGGGUUCGGAACCACUGGGUGUAAGGAAACAGUCACUUUGUUAAUGGACCUCAAAUCCUGUACUGGUCAGUAUCCUCCUCCUGGCUUCUCGACUGGCAAGAGCGGAGUAUUCCAAGCCAAUUGGCACUCAAUUAGAAUACCUGCUUCUCUGAGCUUGGUCAGGUGCUCUUGUAUACCCAUUCUAGCCUCGAGUGGAAGAGAGUACUGCCUUUGUCUCUGAGGUUGGGCUCCAGGGAUCAGGUCAACAACGGUGGGACCCCAACUGCAAGCUAGUCCAGGUGGGUUAUCUUCAGCCCAUACAGAGGGGAAUGUAAGCCUGAAUUCUGAGGGGCUACAGGGUAGGGCCUGUGCACAGAAUAGUCUCCAUUCUUCUUCCCUUGGCAGGGUAAUCGCCAAGACCAGGGUUUCCUCCUGCUUGGGUUUAAUUGGAGGCUAGUGUGUCCAUUGGGUUCAAAAGUUAUCUGGGCCCCAAGUUUGGAGAGCAUAUCCCGGCCCAGGAGAGGAAUCGGGCAGUCAGAGUAUGGAGUAACUGUUGACAGUCUUCCCAACUCGGCCGGUGGGUCUGGAAGAGGGACUCCAUCAAGUCGACCAUUGCUUGUGGCUUUUCAGAGUAUGAUGGAGUGUUGUGUUUCCAAAUGAGGAGGUGAUUAAUGGAUGGCUGGCAGUUGAUGUAUAUACAUAUAUUCAGAAAUGUUUUGCCACCUGAGACCGGUGAGAAGGUUAUGUCUGGAGAAGAUAUUUCCACACUGGUUUCUCUACUCAAGAGCUUUAUCUGGAGCUGAAGCAGUCAAUGCCUUGAGGCCAUUCUAUUUUGCAGUACAUCCAGAUUUCUUUGGACAACACCCCAGAGAGAGGGAAGUCAAUGAAAAUUCUCUUAAGAGAUUAAGUGUCUACUUAGAAAACCUCCAGAAACCAGGCUCCAAGUCUUUGAAACCAACUCAGCUUACAUUUUAUGUAAGAGAAACAGAGCAGAAUUCUUCUGAAGGCCAGGAACCGUUUAGCACAUCCGGAUUUCGAGCAGUCAAAUUUACUUUGCACACCAGAGAUCUGCUAAGCACAGUAUUAUAUAUUCUCAACUCCUGCAGUUUAUCUGUUGAACAUAUCCAAAGCUUGAAUACUAAUGUGUGUUCCCAGCCUCUCAAAGAGGCUAAAAGGAUGCCUGACAGGCCCAUCAAGUGGGACAAGUCUUAUUACUACUUUACUGGAUUCAAGGACCCUCAUGAAGACCUUGAACAAGUCUCGAGAAUGGAAACAACCCUCACAUCCUGGUUAGAUAACAAUGGGAAAAGUGCAGUUAGAAAGCUGAAGAACAGUUUGCCACUUAGAAAAGAACUAGAUCGUCUAAAAGAUGACCUGUCUAAUCAGCUGCAGCUCUCGGACAUCAGGUGGCAGAGGGGCUGGGGCAUCGCCCAUCGCUGUAGCCAGCUUCACAGUUUAGGCCGCCUAGCACAGCAGAACUUGGAAACACUUAAAAAUGCAAAAGGAUGUACAAUAAUAUUUACAGACCGCUCCGGGAUGAGUGCAGUGGGCCAUGUGAUGCUAGGAACAAUGGAUGUCCAUCAUCACUGGACAAAACUUUUUGAAAGAUUACCAAGUUAUUUUGACCUUCAGAGGAGGCUGAUGCUGUUAGAAGACCAAAUAAGCUAUCUUCUAGGUGGCAUACAAGUGGUUUAUAUCGAAGAGUUGCAGCCAGUAUUGACACUUGAAGAGUAUUACUCUCUUCUUGAUGUGUUCUAUAAUCGGCUGUUGAAAAAUAGAAUACCCUUUCACCCUCGAAGUCUACGUGGUUUAAAAAUGAUCCUUAACAGUGACAGAUAUGCUCCAAGCUUGCAUGAACUCGGGCACUUUAACAUCCCAAGCCUCUGUGAUCCAACAAAGCUCCAGUGGUUUAUUCUAACCAAAGCCCAACAGGCAAGAGACAACAUGAAGAGGAAAGAAGAGUUAAAGGUUAUUGAAAAUGAAUUGAUAGAGGCUUCAACGAAGAAAUUUUCUCUGGGAAAGUUUUAUAAGGAGCCCAGCGUUUCUAGUAUACAAAUGGUGGAUUGUUGUAAGAGACUUCUAGAACAGUCGCUGCCUUACCUACGAGGGAUGCAUCUCUGCAUUUCACAUUUUUAUUCUGUCAUGCAAGAUGGAGACGUUUGUAUUCCUUGGAACUGGAAGGAUGGAGAAGCCGUUAAGUAACACAGAAAUCGGUAUUAUUUUUUGAAGAGACAAGAAACCGUUAAACUUAUUUAAAUCCACAAUUUAAUAUAACAGUAUUAUUUACAUAUUACAAGGACAAAAUUUCUAACUGCUGCUCUAAAAGUAGACCUUUUUUAAAAAUUAAUUUCUGCUACAAAACUUGCUUUAAAAGGUUUUAUCUCCCAGUCUUAUGGCGUUUCUUAGCUGAUUGGCAAGAUUGGGUAAAAAGAUGUCAGCAUCAAGGAACAUAUUUUGCAGUCUAUAAAUGAGGGGUUCUACGAAGUUGAGGAUAUAUAUUUUUAUAUGAGUGAGCGUGCGUAAGUGUAAUCAGGUCUCAUUCAGCGUAGCUCCGGAGCGAUGGAACUCAUUCAACAUGCAACUUUGUAGUUACAUCUCAUGGGUCAAUACAAAUGCGCAUUUUGCAGCCAGUACGGGACAGUUGCUGUCCAAAACAGAAGACGACCGACGGAUGGCAAAAAUUAGACCAGCGAAUUUUUCCUGAAAGAAAGAGUAGAAGGAAAAAAAGCAACUGGAUGUAUGUAUGGUAUCGACAUGGACAUAAGCAGUCUGAUACCAGUUCGUUAGAAACAUCUUAGUGACAGAAAACUUGGGUUGAAACCCGCGGGUUUUCCUACCCAUUAAUCUAUCACAACUGUUGGUAGCAUGACACAACAGACAGUGAAUGUCUUUGAAUCAGUGAGGGGACUCUGGUUUCUCAUGGACAAACUCUGGAAAAACCCUUGCUGGUGUCCCACAGAGUUCCAGCAAGUAGAAUCGAGUGUAAAAUGGUGCGGGCCAUCCAGGAUUUGUCACCUCCUCAGCCCCGGGCUUCCUGUUCCUACCGGUGUUUCGCAUCCGGCACGAAGUCCCUCUGAGCCGCCCGUGUGCGAGGUUGUGUGGCCUCCCUGAGGUGGCAGCACGGCCCAGACCUAAGGGCCAUGGCGGGCCCACUCGAGACGCGGGGCUUCUCUCUCUGCAGUCCUUUCCCUUCGGAUAAUGUAUUUCGCCAGAUGCAAAACCUCUCCAGCUUGUUUCUCAGGAGGAUAAGGUGAAUCUAAUUUGGGACACCAUUUUCGUGGCUCCCAGUGCUGGCUGAAGAAAUAAGAAGGGAAGUUUUUUCACAGUGCAUCAGAAAGGGAAGGAGCUGGCAACCAUUCUUGAAGUAUGUUUCAAAUUCAUCUAAAACACCGAUUGUUUAAACUGUUUAAAUUCAAAUGUGUGUUCAAAAGAAAUACUGAUGUGUAAUUUUUAUAGUUUGUGCAUAUCAUCCCUGUGAACCUCCAGUAACAAGUAUACUGAAUUUGUUUUUCUAAUGUAAAAAUGUUGCCUAUAAGGAUUUUCCAGAGCCAAAUGAUGGGGGUGAACAAUUCCCUCCUUAAAGGUUAUGUAAGAAAAUUUAUUGAAAAGUAGCUUUGGAUCAUGCCAUUUCUAAAAUCAACUAAUAUAGAAUCCUCAGUAAUAUGUUUUGAAUUGGACUUUGUCUCAGAACUGAUUGUU
Molecule: messenger RNA, 5078 nt
Organism: Prionailurus viverrinus (fishing cat)
Lineage: Eukaryota; Metazoa; Chordata; Mammalia; Carnivora; Felidae
Gene: TCAIM
Product: T cell activation inhibitor, mitochondrial
Exons: 12
Coding region: 2091-3581 (496 amino acids)
Cellular component (GO): mitochondrion
Source: RefSeq, a predicted model, not a curated record